Pristis pectinata (smalltooth sawfish) is the source of this 6623-nucleotide messenger RNA. Its product is annotated as solute carrier family 41 member 1-like. Gene Ontology annotation, biological process: monoatomic cation transport. Bases 437 to 2020 code for a protein of 527 amino acids. Gene Ontology annotation, molecular function: monoatomic cation transmembrane transporter activity. Gene Ontology annotation, cellular component: plasma membrane. The transcript has 11 exons. NCBI's taxonomy places the organism in Eukaryota, Metazoa, Chordata, Chondrichthyes, Rhinopristiformes, Pristidae. The record is from RefSeq and is a predicted model, not a curated record.
CCGGAGCCUCGGCCAGAGGCGCAAGGAGGUUGGAGGCUUCACUUUACUGAGGCAGCCGCAUCUUCACAGCUGACAGGUAACAGCGACGAAUUGUCUCCGUCCGUCUGGCCGCUGGAACAGCCGUUCGCCCUCGCUGUUUCCGUUAUUAAUUCGGAACUUUUUUUUCUGCCACGUGUUGAAGUUAUGGCACACUUCCUUAAUGGGGCUGGUGCCGGCGAAUGGCAUUGAGAUCUGGCGGAGCUGCAGUUGUACCGAUUGUAUCUGAAGAACGAGAAGCUGAAAGGGAUCUUUAUAAUAUAACAUCUUGCAGUUGAAUUUGCCAAAAACAAAACUACUGACAACCAACUUUUGGGAAGGGGGAGUGGGAGGCUUUUUGAAACAGUUAAAAGACUGAGGAAAUUAAACAUUAUGACCUCCCGAAGAUUGUGAAUACACCAUGUCUAACUCCACAGAACAGAAAGAAAUUGGCCUGGUUUACCAUGUCAAUGGCAGUGCCUUCCCCAUUGAUGCAAGCUCUGACGACUUCACAAUCUCUAUAACCCCCAGUUCGUCCAAGGAGCUGGUGGAGACGGAAAGCUCAGAAUACUUAACAGAGGAGAGGGAACAGGUCUCAAGGACAGAGGCUGCUGUGAGAGACUCCCGUGCCAAUGCCAAGGGUCUGAGAGAGGAGGAUGCUCUACUGGAGAACGGCAGCCAGAGCAUUGACAGUGAUGACAUAAGCAGCGACCCUAGUCGGGCACCAGAUUCCCUCAAAGAGACCUCUUUCUCUAUAGGACUACAGGUCGUAUUCCCAUUCCUGCUGGCAGGCUUUGGUACGGUGGCUGCUGGAAUGGUCCUGGACAUUGUGCAGCACUGGAAUGUAUUUAAAGAGGUGACGGAGGUUUUCAUUCUCGUCCCAGCUCUACUCGGUCUCAAGGGUAACUUGGAAAUGACCCUAGCUUCCAGACUCUCCACUGCGGCCAACAUAGGGCAGAUGGAUUCGGCUGCAGAGCAAUGGAAGAUGAUCACAGGGAAUCUGGCUCUGAUUCAGGUCCAGGCGACUGUGGUUGGUUUCCUAGCAUCCGUGGCUGCUGUUGUGUUUGGCUGGAUUCCUGAGGGCCACUUCCGACUGGAUCAUGCUGUCCUCCUGUGUGCUAGUAGCAUGGCAACAGCAUUUAUCGCUUCCCUCAUAUUGGGGGUAAUCAUGGUCGGUGUAAUUAUUGGCUCAAGGAAGAUAGGUAUAAAUCCUGAUAAUGUUGCCACACCCAUUGCUGCUAGCCUUGGGGACCUCAUCACCUUGGCACUGCUCUCUGGAAUCAGCUGGGGACUCUAUAUACAGCUGCAAGCGCAUCCUUACAUCAACCCACUCGUCUGUGCUUUCUUUGUGGCACUGACUCCUCUGUGGAUCAUCAUAUCGAAGAAGAACCCAGCCACACGAGAGGUGUUGUACUCUGGCUGGGAACCUGUCAUUAUCGCAAUGACAAUUAGCAGUGUUGGUGGGCUGAUUUUGGAUAAAACGGUAUCUGAUCCAAACUUUGCAGGGAUUGCUGUUUUUACCCCAGUUAUCAAUGGUGUUGGUGGCAACCUGGUGGCUGUGCAGGCCAGCCGAAUUUCGACUUACCUUCACCUGUCUGCCGUGCCUGGUGCAGCACCGGGAGGCAUGCGUAAGAGCUGCCCAAGCCCCUGCCAUACCUUCUGUAGCUCAGAUUUGAAUUCAAGAUCGUCUCGGGUCUUGUUUCUUCUUGUUGUUCCUGGACACCUAGUCUUUCUAUACAUCAUCAACUCCAUGCAAGGGGGACACACUACGCUUACACCAAUAUUUAUAGCAUUCUACAUGAUGGCUGCUUUACUGCAAGUGCUGAUCUUGCUGUACGUUGCUGACUGGAUGAUUCAUUGGAUGUGGGGGAGGGGCAUGGAUCCAGAUAACUUCUCUAUUCCUUACCUGACAGCACUGGGUGACUUGCUGGGGACAGGUUUCCUUGCACUCAGCUUCCAUAUCCUCUGGUUGAUCGGAGAUCGAGAUACAGAUGUUGGUGAUUAAAAUUAAGGUCCCCCCCUCCCCCACUCUCCUGCUUCCCCCCCCCAAAAAAAAAUAGGUGGGGGGGAUAGAAUCAGCAAGUGCAAUUCAAUGAAGAUGACUUUUAAUGAAACUUUCACAAUGGAGACUGUUUACGUACAGCCCAUUGCAACAACCAAUGGAGAUACCUAAAUAGACUGCAAAUACUGCUUGAUCAAGAGCGGUCUCAAUGGAAUCCCUGCUGUUUGUUAAAACUGGAUUCUGCAGCAUGGUAAACUAGACACUGACUUCAGAACUGGAAGCUGCUAAUUCAAAUUAACAUUGGUUAAUAUUUUUAUUCUACAAGGAGAUGUAACCUGUUAUUUGGACUUUAAGUACAUGCUGGGUUUUUCUUUCCUGACGUACACAGAACAAUCUUCCCGAGAGAAACUGCUGUCUCAGUUGAAAACCUAUGAGAGGAUAUUCUGGAGUAACAGGGUGGAAAGUCUAUUUUACACUUUUUUUUUAAUGAAUGGGACAAUUAUGAAUUCACUGAGCAUGAUCAGUGUUGUGGUGCAUUGUGCAAAUUUGCUUCAUCUACAUUGCUAGACGUGGGGGGAAAAGAACCUCUAAUGUAUCAUUUAUAUCUAUAUCUAUAGAUUUAGAUAUAAAUAUACCGAUAAAUGCCUAUAUCCUUAACUUUUUUUGUUGCCACUUGUUAGAAACGACCAGAUUUAAUGUAGGUAACACACAGAAUCACAGUUUAGAAUCCAUUUCUGACUAGCUGUCCAACAUAAGCCUGGUGUCAGGGUGAAGAGACAAACUCCUUCUGAACACCUGCUCCACUUUGGGAUCUUUACACUUCCUUUUAAAAUUCACCCAACCCCACCAAUGUCAGAGCAGAAAGUAAUUGGCCACUGCAGGCUGGCUAAUUCAGGCCAGAACUUGAAUAAAGUGAGAUCAACUCAGAACAGUGGUGGUAAAUGCAGUUGCCAAAGAGUUUUUGUUCUUAAGGUCACGUCGCACCUUUCACUGGGCUGGACUGUAGGCUCUAGUCUAGAUGUAGAAGUUUAGGACAAUACAUUUUAUUCUGGAAUGACUGAACAUUUUGGCAUUAAACCAAAAAGUGCCCUGUCAGACAUGAACAUCUGCCUGAAACCAGAGUUGUGGCUGCCAGUUGUUAACAGAAAAUAAUUGUGCUUCACUCGAUAAUUGCUUCUCAUCAGUGCCAGUUUAUGCCACACAGCUUUCUGUUAACCCAGAUUUAGUGUGCAAGGUUCCAAAAUGUCCCUUGGUUUUAAUUGAAAGUAGUUAAUACAGUACAUUAGUAGCUGAGCAAACUUGAGUGAAUGUGUGGUUCCCCUGGAGAUUUUCACAACACAUCGUCACAUGGACUGACUGUGAGGUGCUUGCUUUUCUUAUUUAAAAAAAAACUCCUUAAACUGUCUAAGCAGUGAAAUCAUUCAACUGCAAGUCCUUUCAAAUAGGCAUGUUGGUCACAAGAUAUUGUACCACAAACUGACUGUUACUUAAGACAGAAACUGAAAUUCUCAGUUAACUGUGUCCUUAAGCCAAUGACUGUGCAUAUUAGUCUAUUGAACCAGUAAGGCAGAUGAUUUUUUUUUUGAACCUACAGUUGACCAAAAGUUUGUUUCGUCAGAGCUGGUCAAAACCUGUAAACCAUGCAUCUCAGUCUCUGAUGAAAUAUACACUUAGAAGAUCUGUCACAGGGAAUCCAAUAGGGAUCCCUUUGUACACCUUGCUAUAUUGCACUUUUUCCCUUGCAGCUCCCAAAGAUUAUUGUUAAGGAGAGUUUAAUGUGUGGUGGAAGGCUUACAUACUGAUAAUUCAUGGAGUUUCAAACAUAGAAGUUCAUCUUUGGUCACUUGUGCUAAGCGCUAGAUACAGCAGUGGCAAGCCACUGUAAUCCACUUGUGGUGUUCGUUUCUACUGAAGUCAAUAGAACCGAAUUCUUGUGAACCAAAUACAAUAGGCAGCUGCUACUGUUAUGUUGUACACAUGACUGAGAGUAGAAAUCCAGCUCUUUACAAUUUCUCCUGUCUUUUUUUUCUCACGGAAGGUGGUGAAUCUCUGGAAUUCUCCAGCCCUGAGGGUUGUGGGGGCUGGAUCAUCGGAGGUAUUCAAAGAGGAGGUAGAUAAGUUUUUUGAAAGAUCAGGGAAUUUAGUUCUAUGUGGACACAAGAGCCUACAGAUGCUGGAAUCUGGAGCUGUCCAGGCCAGUCCAGAUGAAGGGUCUCGACCUGAAAACGUCAACUGUCCGUUUCCCUCCAUAGAUGCUGCCUGACUCACUGAGUUCCUCCAGCAUCUUGGGUGUUGCUUAGGUCUGUAGGGAUCUGGCACAGAAGAGGAGAAGAGAGCUGGGGCAGAUCUGCCAUGAUUGUACUGAAUGGUAGACAGGCUUGAGGAGCAAGGUGGCCUACUCCUGCUCUGAUGUUCUAGUGCUCAUGUCUGAAUGGUUGAUUGUAGAUUUUUGGACAAGAUGGUAGAAUGAUUUGUCUCUAUCCUCAGUGCCCCCGUUCCUUUACAUCCAUCAGUGGUUGAUGUACUAGGGCUGCAGCUGCCCUUGAAUUAUGAAGCAAAUGAUGUUCUGUUUAUCACUUUGCUGCUAGUAUCCCAUCUCUCCUGGUUGCUUCCAAAAUAUUCUGAAGUUGUGUAUUGCGGAUGCUGGAAAUACUUGGCAGAUCGGGCAGUGUCUGUGGAGAGAGACACAGAGUUAAUAUUUCAGGUCCAUGACUUUUCAUCAGAUGUGAGAAAGCAAGUGUCUGGACUCACAGACAAGAGCAGUGGUGGAGAGAACGAAAGGAAAGUCUGUGAUCAGGUGGAGACAGAAUCCAAGCAGUAAACAUUCUGUUGGUGCUGUCUGCCGAAUACUUGUUAAUCAUGGCUGUGAUUCAUCGGACGGAGGUAUAAAUAGAUGAAUUAGGAUUGAAGACAAAAGGAAAAUGAACAAUGGUGGAAUUGAGAUGCAGAACACAGCAAAAAAAAAACAUUAUGCUGGAAACGCUCAUCAGCUUGGGCGGCAUCUGUGCAGAGAGUUUAAGGUCAAAGUUUUCAAAGUUUUCAAAAUCGGAAACUUUCACACAAUCACGUCAAAUAUUUAAUCAUUACCAUCACAGCCUUGUUCUUUUAUUUUUUUUUAAUAAUUUCCAUAAAUGACUGAGUGACUGACUAAUUAACACUGCUGACAGCUUCAGUGGCUUUCUUCAAGUUGAUGUGCCCAUCCACGGACAGGUUACCACAAGCUGCAGUUGCUUCUGUCAGGUGUUUGCAUUGGGCUCCGAAUGGUGCCUGUCAUUCCUCGAAUUCAGUGCCCCAAAGUUUCUUCAAUCAUGCAGUCUUGCAGCACAGAAGGACACCAUUCUGCCUUCUGUGCCAACUUCCACAUCCCAGCACUUUCUCACUAGCCCUCCCAACGCGUCUUCUUCCUAUACACGUACAGAGUCUCUUGAAAUUUCCUGUGGACUUGGUUUUUAAUCACUUUCAGAUGCAGUAGUUUGAGUCCUAAAUCCUUGUGUUAAUUUAUUUCUCCUCUUUUACCACCACCACCCCCCCCCCCAAGCCCCUUGAUAACUAACUUAAAUCUAUAACGCACUUGCCAGAUUGCUGGGAAUAUCUUUUGGAUAUAGUUCCUACUUUGGUUCAUCUUUGUAGGAAGAUGCCAGCUGAUUCUUUCAGCAGCACACCAAGAUGUGGACCAUGGAAAUCGAUGUAACAAUGCCCGUAUAUUUAACUCUAAGUUCUGGUUUGACCUGGACAGCUCCCUCUUAAAAGAAAUGGUCAAAUAUAUUAAACCAUAAUAACAGUUUCUGAACAGAUUAAUUAUUACUGAAAUUUGCACAUUUCACAUAUAUCUUUAAAAAAAAUAAGUUUUAAAAAAAACAUGGCAACAGCACCUCCUUCCCCAAAGAGCACUGCAACUAUCUAAUGAGAAAGGAGUGACCUGUAGCAGUAUAUAAAUAUUUUGAUAACUGUUAAUGAAUUUAUUAAAUAAUUGAAUCUGUAUAUUAAGUGCACAUUCUAGAUAAAAUAAUUUUAUGAAGGGUUUAAUUAUUUUAUUUUGCAACACCAGAAUAUAUUUUAGAAUUGUUUUGGGCUAUUUUAUCUCUUUUUGGCUUUUUGACUGCUGUAUUAAGGGAGAAAAUUGCCAACUUAACUCUGUGAUGCCCCUGGUCGUUGGUGGUGGCUUUUCAACUCGAGAUGAAAAAAAUCAGGACAACUGCAUUGAACUUGCUGCCUCACCAAUGUCGAAAUACUCAAACAGAGAAUAAUGAAUCAGUGCAAUUGUGAAGCAGGUUGAAGAUUAACUCUCCUCAAGUUAUCAGUGUUUAACUGAAUGGUUAUAGGGUUUUUUGUGCACUUGUUAUUUUUAUUGUGGAAUGUGAUCUCAAAUGCAAAAAAAGAAGUGCAUCCUAAUGACAAUAUUUGUAUUGAGACCAGAUGUGUUUUAUCCUAACUUCAUUCUUGUACUGUGAAUGGGAAUUUGCCCAGAUCCGACCCUGUUGUGCUCCAUGUUCUGACCCAGUUUCCUGCACAGUAUGUCUAAAAUGAAUAUUUAUAUUCUAAAUUGCCAAGAUGUUGUGAACAUCCUGGGAGUCUGUAUUUGCUAAAAUAAAAUGUCAUACAAUGA